Molecule: messenger RNA, 2586 nt
Organism: Phytophthora nicotianae INRA-310
Lineage: Eukaryota; Oomycota; Peronosporomycetes; Peronosporales; Peronosporaceae
Exons: 1
Coding region: 83-2377 (764 amino acids)
Biological process (GO): fatty acid beta-oxidation using acyl-CoA dehydrogenase
Molecular function (GO): acyl-CoA dehydrogenase activity; flavin adenine dinucleotide binding
Source: RefSeq, a predicted model, not a curated record
GAGGAGACGUCGUGCGUACUUCACUUCCGAAUCGACGCGCUAGCCGACACUUGGAUCUCCUCGCUCUCUCUCCAUUCUGACGAUGCUGCCCCCAGCGCUGCUUAAGAGCUCGACGCGUCUUGGCGGUCUGCGACUUGUUACCGCGCGCUCAGCGCUGCCGGCUGUGCAGGCUCUGCAUCAGACGCAGUCGCGCACGUUCGUAGCCCAGCAAGUAUACAAGCUGGCCAAGCGCGUGAUGCCGCGUAUGUCCAAUACGGAGAAGGCAGCGUUGGAAAGCGGCACUGUGGGCUUUGACCGCGAUAUCUUCUCGGGGUCUCCGUCGCUCACUACGCUGGACAAGUACUCGGCGAAGCUGAACGCUGAGGAGCAAGCCUUCAUGGACAACGAAGUGCAGCAGCUAUGCGAGAUGAUCGAAGACUACAACGUCACGCGCGACCAGGAUAUGCCUCUCAAGGUCUGGCAAUUCAUCAAGGACAAGGGUUUCCUCGGCAUGAUCAUCCCCAAGGAGUACGGCGGCAAGCAGUUCAGUGCACAUGGCCACUCGGUCGUGAUCACCAAGAUCGCUACACGCAGCGCCACUGCUGCUGUCACGGUGUGUGUCCCCAACUCACUGGGUCCUGCUGAGCUGCUGCUUCGUUACGGAACGGAGGAGCAGAAGAAUUACUUCCUCCCUGGUCUGGCCAACGGGAAACACCUCCCUUGCUUCGGUCUCACAGGUCCGACGUCGGGUUCGGAUGCUGCUACAAUGCGCGACACGGGCGUUGUAUGUGAGCAGGACGGUGUACUGGGCAUCCGUGCCACGUUCAGCAAGCGCUACAUCACGCUGGCCCCAGUAGCCACGUGCGUAGGCUUGGCCGUGGACGUGAAGGACCCUCAGGGACUCCUGAAGGGCAAGGGCAACCCGGGUAUCACCGUGGCUCUGCUUGAACGCAACCAUCCUGGUCUUCAGAUGGGCAAACGUCACGAUACGAUCUCAAUCCCGUUCAUGAACGGCCCUGUGACGGGUGAAGACGUGUUUAUCCCGAUGUCGAAGAUCAUCGGCGGCCAGGAGCGUGUAGGCUACGGCUGGAACAUGCUAAUGGACUGCUUGGCUGAAGGUCGCUCCAUUAGUCUACCAGCUUCAGCUGUUGCUGGUGCCAAACUAUCAGUUAAUGCUGUCGGUGCAUAUGCGCGUAUCCGUAAGCAGUUCAAGGUGCCAAUUGCCAGUCUGGAAGGUAUCCAGGAGCAACUUGCGACCAUGGGCAGCAAUGCCUUUAUCAUGACCAGUGGCCAGCACAUGGUGAACGCAAUGAUCAACCAGCACGAGCAGCCCGCUGUCAUUAGUGGCGUGUGCAAGCAGCAGAUCACCGACCGUGGUCGUGACACUGUCAUCCGUGCCAUGGAUGUCCUCGGUGGAGCUGGUAUCUGCAAGGGUCCCAACAAUUUCCUCGCUAACAUCUACACUUCGCUACCUGUUGUCAUCACAGUGGAAGGUGCUAACAUUUUGACGCGCUCUCUGAUCAUCUUCGGCCAAGGUCUUACACGAGCGCACCCUCAUCUGUAUGAACUCAUUAAGACCAUCCAGCACGGCGACGACAUUGACGGAUUCAAGAAGGAACUGGUGAAAUUGGUGAAGCACGGAGCUUCGAACACUGCUGGAUCACUCAAGACGGCUGUAACACGUUCACGCUUCAAGAAGCAGAGCGGUCUUCUUGCUCACUAUGAGUCUCAGAUGGAUAAGCUGGCGAAGAACUUCGCCAUGUGCGCGGAUCUAUCGCUGGUGCUUGGAGGUAAACUCAAGUUCGCGGAGAUGAUCUCGGGCCGGUUCGCGGAUGUCUUCUCGAGUCUCUAUCUGGGUUACUCAACUAUGUGGUUCUACAAGAACAACCGCCACGUUGAAGGCAUUGACGUGAUCUUCGACUACGCCAUGACGCAGCUUUGCCAUGAGGCCCAGGAGGGCAUCGUGGGCAUCAGUAAGAACUUCCCUGUGCCUGGUGUUGGCCCGAUCAUGCGCGGAUUGUCCUUCCCGUUCGGUCUGCCGUACGACUUGCCCACGGACAAGCAGAUGCGUCAAGUGUCAGAGCUAAUCUCCACCGACUCAGCUGUGCGUACCUUGCUGAGCGACAAUGUGUUCGUGUCGAAGGACCCGGAGGACCGUGUUGCUCUUCUGAACGCGACGCUGCCUAAGGCUGUGAAGGCUGACCGCACGCUCACUGCAUUGCGCAAGCAGAAGCGCAGUGCCACUAUUGACGAGAAGAAAUUCAUUGACGAAGUCGAGGCUGCACGUGAGGUUAUCAUCCAGGUGGACAGCUUCGAUGGCCUGGGUGCUGAGAUUGGCAAGCCCAAAGACUAUGUCCGUCCGGGCAUGAUCGGCAACAUCUUCGACAAGAAGAACUAAAUUGGAACUGGCUGCAAUGACCUAGCGAAAGCCGAGAGAAGGAAUGAACCAUCAUGAUAAACUCUGCUAGCUGUAGGAAGAUAACAAGAAUCCGUACAUAAUCUUUUUAAGCCCCAAAUCAAAGCUGGCUCAUCAUAAGUUGAAGCAAAAUGGUGGCAUAAAGCACAAGACCUGUAUUCAGACGCAUCGAGCUCUCCUUCAUCCACCAC